Messenger RNA from Argiope bruennichi, 2450 nucleotides. It is a transcript of the gene mRNA-cap, whose product is annotated as mRNA-capping enzyme-like. The transcript has 19 exons. Gene Ontology annotation, molecular function: protein tyrosine/serine/threonine phosphatase activity; ATP binding; mRNA 5'-triphosphate monophosphatase activity. Lineage: Eukaryota; Metazoa; Arthropoda; Arachnida; Araneae; Araneidae. Bases 276 to 2009 code for a protein of 577 amino acids. The record is from RefSeq and is a predicted model, not a curated record. Gene Ontology annotation, biological process: 7-methylguanosine mRNA capping; protein dephosphorylation.
CAGCACAACUUCACUUGACAAUUCAACCAUCCACGAAAAAUGUGUUUUUGUUGAUUUCUGCGAAAAGUUUUGUAGGAAACGAAUUUAUUCCUAAAAACAUAGAUUGAAUUUGUUGUUAUUAUUCAUUUAGUGGUUUUGUGAGCAAAUUUAAAAUAUUUUUAUGCUGAGGAAUUUGAUGAUUGUUAUUAUUUUCAGUACUAUGCAUUAAAAGACUGUUCAACGCAUUUGUUGCAUAUUUUUUAUAAGCAACUGUUUAUUUCCUUUGCAAGAUUAUCAUGGGUGAUCGAAAAAGAGGCAGGAAAGAUUUAGGACCUCCUCCACGAUGGUUACAUUGUCCAAGGAAAGGAUCGAUUAUUGUUGACAAAUUCAUUGCUUUCAAGACUCCACUAGAUGAAUCUUAUGAUUCUCAAAUUCCUGAAGAAUGUGUUUUCACACCUUCUCUGCUUAUUGCUUCCUUAUCAAGUCAAAAGGUGAAACUUGGUUUAUGGAUAGAUUUAACAAAUACAAACCGUUUUUAUAACAAGGAAGAAAUUGAACGACACAAUAUAAGAUAUGUCAAAUUACAAUGUCGAGGACAUGGAGAAUGCCCUUCUGUUGAACAAACCAAUACUUUUAUAGAAAUCUGUCAGAAAUUUAUUUCUAAGAAUCCGUUAGAAAUUAUUGGUGUUCACUGUACUCAUGGUUUUAAUAGAACAGGUUUUUUAAUAAUUGCUUACUUAAUUGAAAGCUUGUCCUGGAGUGUGGAAGCAGCUAUUUCUUGUUUUAGUCAAGCUCGUCCACCUGGAAUAUACAAGGGUGAUUAUCUGCAAGAAUUGUUUCGAAGAUAUGGAGAUAUCGGUGAUUGUAUUCCUCCUCCGCCUCUUCCUGAUUGGUGCAAUGAAGAUGAUGAUGUUGAUGAUGACGGGAAUAUGAUAAAGGAUGGAAAAAGAAGAGAAGGGCCACCUUCAAAAAAACGAAAGGAAUUUCACAAAAAAAAUCCAGUUUUUAUGGAAGGUGUGCCUGGAGUCUCUCCUGUUUCAGAUCCUGGUCUCCUUUCCCGCAUUCAACAAAGAUGCCAAAUUAUGUGUGGAUGGAAAAGCUCGGGUUUUCCUGGUUCUCAGCCUGUGUCAAUGGACAUAAAUAACAUAAAACUUUUGCAUUCAAAGCCUUAUAAAGUCAGUUGGAAGGCUGAUGGCACAAGAUACAUGAUGCUCAUAGAUAGAGAAGACGAAAUAUAUUUUAUUGAUCGAGAUAAUUCUGUAUUCAAAGUUGAUGGCCUGAGAUUUCCUCGCCGAAAAGUACCUGAAGAACACAUCGCUAAUACACUUUUAGAUGGGGAAAUGAUAAUAGAUAAAGUAGAUGGUAAAGAUGUUCCUAGAUAUCUUGCAUAUGAUAUCAUAAAAUUUGAGGGACAAGAUGUAGGACAAACUGACUUUGAUCGUCGACUUCUUUGCAUUGCAAAAGAAAUAGUAAAACCUAGAAGAGAUGCUAUGGCUAAUGGCAGAAUUGAUCGCAUGCAGGAACCAUUCAGUGUAAGAGCCAAAGACUUUUGGGAUGUAACCUCUGCUAAACAAAUAUUGGGUGACAAAUUCCGUAAAGAAAUGUCUCAUGAAGUUGAUGGUCUUAUUUUUCAACCUGUUCCUGAUCCAUAUAUUGGAGGACGUUGCCCUGAUGUUUUAAAAUGGAAACCACCUCAUUUGAAUUCUGUUGAUUUCAAAUUGGUUAUAACUCAGCGAACAGGAAUGGGUCUUCUUCCUACUAAAGUUGGUCUUUUGUAUGUGGGCGGCAUGAGCGAACCCUUUGCUGAAAUCAAAGUUACUAAGCCAUUAAGAGGCUUGGACAAGAAAAUAAUUGAAUGUAAAUAUGAAAAUAAUCAAUGGGUAUUUAUGAGAGAGAGAACAGACAAAUCCUUUCCUAAUGCAUAUUCAACUGCAAUGGGAGUCUGUGAAAGUAUUCGAAAUCCAGUGACUACAGAUAUUCUUUUGCAUCAUAUUGAUUGUUAUCGAUGGCGUCCACCUAAUAAAAAAUAGACUUCUUGUAGAAUAGCUUCCAUUUUAGAAUUAAUAUCCAAAUACUUGAAGAGAUAUUUAAGAUAUAUUUUUGCUCAUUUUCACUCUUGAAUUGUUUUGGUGUAGAAAUUAGUUUUGUUGGAACAAUAUUCAAAUAGCUUAUAAAAUACUAUAGUGCACAAAAUUUCAGUUUGGGUUUCAAAUGUCAUUACUAUACAUUAACUCAGCAUCAUUUAUUUUUCAUUAUUGUUAAAAUGUAAAAUUGAUGACAGGGCUCAUAGAAAAAAAAAGAAAUAAUAUAAAGAAUCUUAAUAUUAUUGUUUGAACUUUUAAGAAGAAAUAAUGUAAAAUUAUUAGAAUUCCUGGUUCUCUCAUUUCAUUGUUUUCCUGCAUAUGUAUAUAUUAUGGAUAUACAUAUAUUUUGCUUUUGUGUUAUGCCCAUAUUUUAGUUCAUAUUUCAUC